AUGACAGCAUCUCUUCUUAUUUUGACAAGUCUUCUGCUAUUUCAGACUGCAAAUGCAGUCGAUCCGCCGAAACCUCAAUACAUGGGGUGCUUUGGAGAUGCUGAGGAGAGGGCAAUGCCUGCCAAUGGAUACAGUUCGGACGCUGCCAUGACCAUUCAGAUAUGUGUGGAUAUCUGUGCCCAUGCUAGUUAUGCGUUCGCAGGCAUCGAGGUUGGAACCGAAUGUUUCUGUGACAACGAUUAUACCCGCUGGGGAGAAUUGGAUCAAAGCAAAUGCUCAGCAGGUUGCGCAGGGGACUACAACGAGGAAUGUGGAGGAUCCUGGGCAGUAAGCGUCUAUGCCACAGAUUCCAGUGUGGAACAACAGCCAUUACCACUUCCUUCCUUUGCUACCCCAACGGCUUGUGUUGCUGAUGAUUCCAACAACCGUGCAAUGACCCAAGUGGAACUCAGUCCUGUCUACACAGAACUUUGCAUCGACGAAUGCUUCAAACUAGGAUAUGAUUUCGCCGGCCUUCAGAAUGGCAACGAAUGCCACUGCGGAGAUGAUACAUACAACAAGAAUGGCUAUUUGAAUGCAGCAGUAAGCUGUAACAAGGAGUGCAUCGGAGAAUGUGGUGGUGUUGGUGCUUUGACAGUAUACGAUACGACUCAUUCGGAUUACCAGUUUCCGUCUGCAGCCCCAAGUACUUAUCAUGCUACAUGGGCUGAAGAACGAAAACUUGCAUGUGUACUAGAUACUUGGGAUCGUGCCAUGGCCGUUGGGCCCAAGAAUAUGCACACUGUCAACUCACCGGUGGGAAUGACAGUUCAAGCUUGCAUUACGUAUUGCGAAGGUCUCAACUUUGCAUAUGCUGGACUCGAAAAUCGUAAUGAGUGCUACUGUGGCAACGAAUAUCGAACACAUGGUUUUGCGCCCGUCACUGAUUGUUACCACAAAUGCAAUGGCGAUCAAUCGCAGGAAUGUGGAGGACCAUGGAGGGUCACUGUCUACGCAACUGGCUCUGGUCCAUUCACCCCUUUGCCAGGACAGCCAUCCAUUCCAAAUCUUGGAUGCUGGGCCGACAAUGCGAAUGACCGAGCCAUGACCGCGCAUGUUGGAGGUAGUGAAUUGAGGGGCCCAGUGUACGUGCAAAGGUGCAUCAACUAUUGCUUCACCGAAGGCCACAAGUUCGCUGGAUUACAAGCUGGAAGGGAAUGCUACUGUGCUGACACCGAAACCGAAUAUCAAAAGCAUGGUACUUCGACUGGCUGCGAUCGGGAAUGUGGAGGAAUUGCCUAUGGUAACUGUGGAGGGAGGGAUGCAUUGACUGUCUACUCUGUGGACGAGCAUAACGUUGAUACCCGAUUUGCACGUCCAGCCACGGGGAACUGUAUUGCUACCGCAUGGGGAGAUCCUCACAUCAUCACGUUUGAUGGCCUGAAAUACGAUGUUCAUGUUAUGAGCGAAAUGAUCUUCUUGAAGUCACGAAGCACCGACUUCGUUUUACAGGCUCGCUUGGAACCCGUCUACACUUUGAGUUGGAAUUCUAAGCCAGCUGUGACUACUGGUAUUGUGAUCAAGGGAGCCACCGCCAAACUUCCAACCGUUCAAGUUUCCUUGGUUCCUCAAGGACAAACUGGAGAAAAGCCUUCUACUGUCCGCCAACAGUGCGAUGUGGAGCUCUUUGUGGAUGGUACUGCAUAUGGAUUCUACGAAAAUCUUGAAACAAACGACGCCCAUGUCCUGCUCAGUGGUAGCAUGAUCCACAUAUCCUAUCCCAGUCAGAAGUUGCAAUUGGAUAUUAAAGUUGUUGUUUGGCAGAAUGUGUGUCACUUCUCCAUUGACUACGUGUUGUUGGACUGUGCUAACAACAACGACUAUGUCGGUCUCUUGGGAAGUCCAGAUGGUGAUAAGACGAAUGAUUGGAUGGACGAGAACAAUGCUCCUCAAACCAUUCCAAGCGGUGCCGGCGGGUAUCUCUUUCAGCCAGCAUACGAUUACGCAAUCAAUAACUGGUGCAUUGGAACUCCCAUUGACUCUUACUUCACUUACCCAUACGAAAACUUGAGUUUCUCAAGUUACACCAACUGCCUGGAACCAUUCGAUCCUACAUUUGAAGACGCGCUCAUUGCGGCAGAGAAUGACCCAAACAACGCCAAGUGUAAUGGGGACUUGGGAUGUAUCUUGGACACUGUUGCACUGGGCGACGAAGCUGGUGAUGCGUACUUGAACGAACCCGCAAUUCUGGAAACGAUUACUGCCGAGAUCAUCGAGUCACCCCCAGCGCCCACUCCGGCUCCAGUUCCACUUCCGACUCCAUAUCCGACUUCUGCGCCCACCUCUGGACCCACUAGUGGGCCCACUUCUGGACCAACUAAAGCUCCCACGCCUUCUGGUGACGGUGGCUCGGGAGGCGAUGAUUCUGGCUCUGGUGGGGACGGUGGCAGAAGUGAGAGUAAUGGAGCUGGAAGCAAUGGUGACCCUCACUUUCGUACAUGGAAGGAAGAACACUUUGAGUUUCACGGUCAGUGCGAUAUCGUCAUGACCAAGGUCAAGAACUUUGCCAACCGAAUUGGCAUCGACCUUGAUAUCCAUCUCCGAACCAAGAUUGUUCGAUAUUGGAGCUACAUUGAAACAGUCGCCGUUCGUAUUGGCAAUGAUAUUCUUGAAGUGAAGGGAUCCGCUGCCCAGGAGGAUGACGAUGACAAGCUUCAUUAUUGGAGCAACUUUGAGUAUCAUGGAGAGCUCGCCGACCUUGCUGGAUUUCCAGUGACUAUCAGCCCCCGCAGAAACAAGUACACGAUUGAUCUCGAAAGCGCAUACCCCGGGCAAAAGAUUGAGAUCAGUACCUUCAAGGAGUUUGUGAGUGUCAAGAUUAUUGGGGCAACCGAAGAUUCCUUUGGAAAGUCUAUUGGUAUGACUGGUGAAUUCAAGACGGGCAGGACUCUUGCUCGCGAUGGAUACACCGAAUUGAAUUGCUUCAAUGAACUCGGACAGGAAUGGCAAGUCUUGCCAUCUGAUGGCAAGCUGUUCCAUGAGAUGUCUCGUCCUCAGUUCCCCGAACACUGUUUCCUUCCCGAGGAUCCUCAUGGCGAACGCACUCGCCGCUUGGCGGAGUCCACUAUUGCCGAGGAAGCCGCCGAAGCUGCCUGUGCCAAGUUGAAGGAUGAGUUGGAUCGCAAAGACUGCAUCUAUGAUAUCUUGGCCACACAAGAUAUGGACAUGGUGGGGGCCUACUAG
Cylindrotheca closterium is the source of this 3222-nucleotide messenger RNA. Lineage: Eukaryota; Bacillariophyta; Bacillariophyceae; Bacillariales; Bacillariaceae. The record is from the annotation of a GenBank genome assembly.